AUGGUAACUGAUUUACUAGAACUAGAUACAGUUAGUGAAAUUGAUAAACCAGAUGCAGUGUGCAUCACUGAAUCCAAACUGGGUCCCUCCGUAGAUAUGAUAUUAGGACUUAGAGACUAUAAUAUUUGGAGAGAAGUAGGACAAAUGGAAAUGCAGGAGGGGUUGAACUGUGAUUUAAGCCUGGGUAGUUAUCUUAAUAUGUUUGCAGACGACGCUAAAUUGCAUAAAUGGAUGUCUUAUGCCAAUGCCUCCAAAGUGAAAUCGAACACUCAUUCAUGUGGAGUUAUACAAGAGUGCGCCAUGUGGGUAAAUCAGCAAAGAUAUUUCUUCACGUGUUGCGUUUCUGUGGUCACCGUUAUGUACGGGCUCAACCUUUAUCUGCAAGGGAAGUCGAUUAACAAGAGAGCGAGUCCGAAGAGCAGAACUAUAGCUUUCAUCCCCAUGAGACAGCUAAUGCAAAACAAUCACAGUAACAAUACAGUCGAUGAUAUCUUGGAAGAGCACCUUGAUUCAGUCCCCACUUCCUGCACGUGCGCCUUAGCACCCUUGCAGCACGAGGAGCUCUACAACGAAUACCUUUCUCAACCAAUCUCGUGGUUGAACCUGAGUACGAGACAAGUGCUAGAGAAGCAGCAUCCGAACUUUCCCUUGGAUCUACUUUCAAACGUUAACAGAGGCUGGUGUGAUCUUCUACCAUCUCCUAUUGAUAUUGAAUGGCACAAUAUAUAUUACCAGUCGCUGAAAGUCUCCGAAAACACCAAUUACCUCCUCUAUUCAGCCUUCCUGGAUAAUCGUAUCUUCACUGAUACACGCCCCUGUAUCAGAAUCUUAGCCUACAGCAAAGAUACAGAUCCGACCUCCCCUUGGUGCUAUAUUUGGUUCAAUUCUACGGGUCCGCCCGCCGUCUCUCGAGUUAUAAGACAAGAUUAUGUAGACUACGUAGCUAGAUCACAGUCUCGCCAGAUGGUGUUCAUUCUCACUUGUCGAAUUCCGAAGAAUAAUUCUUACCUUGAGCCCUUGGCCGUGUCACUCGUCCGUCGGCCGUGCGAGAGAGCGCUUACUUUGCUGCAGGUUGUAGGAUCCAUGGAACGUAACAGUUCAACCGCCAUCGCUAAGAGAGACUCAUAUCGAAGGAACAAUAGACCACCUAUUUGGAACGUGGCAGUGUGUGGCCCGGCUCUCUUCUACUACCACCAAGACAUCUCGGUUCGUCUGGUCGAGUGGCUGGAGAUGCUCCGGGCUUCGGGCUUCGCAAAGGUCUUCCUGUCCGAGACCGACGUCCACCCCAACAUACAGAAGGUUCUACAGUACUACAUGCAGGAAGGCUUUGUAAGCGUGACGAAAUUCACGUAUCCAGAACCAUAUGUGAACGAACCCAACACCCGUAGGUUAUGGACCAUGUUGAAGCGAGAUGAGAUGUUCACCAUGGAAAAUAUGUACUUCACUGACUGCGCUCUCCGCCACAUGCACGAGUACCGCUUCAUCGCCCACUUCGACCCGGACGAAAUGCCCAUCGUACCCAGGCACGAGACUUUCCCUCAUUGGGUCGCCGAUAAGACAUGCAGGCGUGCUGUUACCCCAGGAAAGGAGAAAGGCCAGUGGGAAGCGCUUCACCUGUCUUGGUACUAUCACAACGACGAUUUGGAAACGCCAGACGCCUCUCUUCCAAAAUACAUGUGGAUGUUGCGCCACUCUCGACGAUCCCUGAAGAAACUUCACUUGAAUGUUGGAAGGGCUAAGCCUGUGUUUAAUAUGGAUGUGGCCUUGGGUGUCAAUUCUCAUAUGUUGAUCGCCUGUGGAUUUGGAUACUGCCGUGGACAAAGCUUCUUAAUCCCGCGAAAGGAAGCUUAUGUAGCUCACUUCAAGCUGUCUUGUGGUGAAGAUUGCAAGCCAGCCAACGCCACGGAGGAAGAACCAGCUCUUCUAAGGCACAAAGCAAAGGUCAUUCCUGCAGUUACACAAGUGUUACAAAAACUCCAGCUGAAUAUACCUGUUCAAAUUAGGAUAUUUUCUCGUACAAAGUUCAUAUCGAGUCUGGUUCUCCAGAAAAUUAUACACUUCAUCUAA
Penaeus chinensis is the source of this 2067-nucleotide messenger RNA. RefSeq lists its product as uncharacterized. The transcript has 14 exons. Lineage: Eukaryota; Metazoa; Arthropoda; Malacostraca; Decapoda; Penaeidae. The record is from RefSeq and is a predicted model, not a curated record. The coding region runs from base 1 to 2067 and encodes 688 amino acids.